AUGAAGCCACACUGUUUGUCUAUUCUCAUCGCUGUUCAAGCAACUGCAGCUGCAGAACGGUUUUGGACUGGGAGGGGACUUGACAUGGGACCGUUCGGGAACGACCGGUCCUUUAACAACAAUCAGUCAGAUGAGAUCUACCGGGAAGCCAUUACCAACCCGAAAGCUAUGCGAUCCGUCAAGUUCGUCCCAUUCUCAGGUCUCAUAAGCCCCAAGGUCUACGGAAAAGACCCGUACUGGACUUGGAGAGUUAACGUGACGGAGUUCGCCUUUCCCUCGGGAAUCAACGUUACUGAUGCGGUAACUGGGGCCGAGCAACCCGUCGAAAACCCUUCCUACGUCAGCACAACCUGGGACUUUGCGUGGUCCAGUGGUGGCAAUAUCCCGCAGGCCUUGGGCAACUCAACAGGACCACUUUGCGUGUCCAUAUUGGACAUCGUCGCAUACCCAGCAAACGUCACCAACCUUUACACGGAUGAAAAUGCCAAUAACACUGACUGCACGCCAAUAUUAGGAGAAGCAUGCGUGCGGGCAAUUCUCAGAGAAGGCAGCAACUUCAGCAGAGGAAUAAGAUGCAACUCGCCAAGGACGUCGUGGGGUACGCUUCCCGAGUGCAACAAUACCCUCGGCUAUACCGUGAGAGAACGCCUAGAUGAUAAGUUGUUCAACCGCACCUUUGGCGGCGGUGUCGCAACAGCAAACCUCAACCCGGAUCCUUUCAAUUCGCCAAAUGCCAAUUCGCAUUCAUGGGAGUUCAUAGCGGAGUGA
This is a messenger RNA of Colletotrichum gloeosporioides, 768 nucleotides long. RefSeq lists its product as uncharacterized. The coding region runs from base 1 to 768 and encodes 255 amino acids. NCBI's taxonomy places the organism in Eukaryota, Fungi, Ascomycota, Sordariomycetes, Glomerellales, Glomerellaceae. The record is from RefSeq and is a predicted model, not a curated record. The transcript is spliced from 3 exons.